Molecule: messenger RNA, 2437 nt
Organism: Schistosoma bovis
Lineage: Eukaryota; Metazoa; Platyhelminthes; Trematoda; Strigeidida; Schistosomatidae
Source: the annotation of a GenBank genome assembly
GAUACACCGCCAACUUAUUUUCGAUAUUUCACUUUAUCAAAAUGGCAGUCCCAGAACAAUAUAGUUCCAAACAGUUCGAGCGAAAGAAAAUAAAUUUCAAAGGUAUCAAACAGGUCUUAAACGCGGAAUCUCAAUUAGUAAUUUGCGUUUCCUAUCGUAUAUAAAAAUACCCAGCACUAAAUAAUCUCUGCUUCUCAUGGGAGAUAUAUGGAUUUAAAAUAACAAAACCAUUCGAUCGACUUAGCAUGAUGAAAUAUUAAGUGAUCACACACCAACUUGUAAACGUCAAAUGAAAGGUCAGACUAGCAGACGGAACAAAAAGGAAUGCACGGCACGCCACUCUAGAUGCUACAUUGAAGCCUAUAUUACCAGGGUAUGUUUAGCGCAAGUAUCAACUACUCUUAAACACGAUUAAAUUUUUCUUAGUUUGACUUUCCAACAAACCCAAGCACCACCCCAGAUCACUUCGGCAUAAAAUUAGAGAGGUUAAAUCUAAGCUAAUUCUUUUACCUAUCUCAACCAAACGCUUAUCAAUAAAAGAUCAAUGUUUGUCAGUUUUAAUAAGUUGUAACUAUAUCAGCUCUCCGUAGUACUGGAUUGUUUUUCUCACAUAAAAUAGUAUGAUCAGUACUUAAAAUCUACUUUAUUACGCACCAUAAAGCUGAUAAGCUUAUUGUUGUUGCACUGGACUAUUCUUUCGCUCAAACACUAAUAUCUCUGAUGUCGGAAUCAAGAAUUGUUUCCUGUCGAAAUUAACUGGAUUUAUGGCCAACGAUAGCACUGAAACUAGGUACUUCUGCUGUCUGCAGGUAUUGUAAAAGUCAAAUUUAUUAACCAUCCGAUUGUAUUGUAGCCACGUAUUGCUUUUUAAUUAUCAAGAAAUGCAUUUCAAGCAGGUUAAAUUCUUGUCGUGUAACAUCUCCGCACACGCGAACAUUGUAUAAGUAGUCUAGCUAAUUUAUCUAGAUUCAUGAGUUUGUAACUAGAUUAGAUUGAUAAAUCAACCGAGUCAAGUGCUCACAUGGUGGGUUGUCCUUUGGAAUAUCGUUUCAAAUUAGUUAUUAAAUCCACACAGAACUUUCGCUUAUCUGUUGGUCAUAUGUAACACUCAACAGUUGCAUCAAUUUAUACAUAAAUCCAUCCAGUUCAUUUUCAUCUGAAAACCAUCAUGUAGUGGAACUAAGCUUCUAUUCGUUGCGCAAAAAGCAUCAAAACCAAGUUGGAGAAGUCUAUGUUAUGAAGUAUCUAGUAACAUAGUUAAUCUAUCUAAUCUUGAAUGUAACGUCGCAAAUUCUCGUUUGUAUUGUUGAGUUAGCGUAACAUAAAAUAUGGCAAUUUAUUGACACAUAAACGACGCUAAUUUUAGGAUGUUCCUGUUGAUUAACUAUGAAAUUACGGGCAUGAGAGGAUUUCUCUCUACUGCGCUAUAUGACGAUUCAAUAAAUCAGUGUAAUUAAAUAAAUAAGUACGUUCUAGUAUACCAAAUCCGUGUGCACUCAUGUUUUGAGGGCUAGUUUUUGUACCUGUUUGCUCCUGUGUAAGUAAAAUAACUUUCAGACUAAGCAACUAUUAUGAAAUUACCAGCAAGUGUCCGUCAACCUCUGGUUCUACUGCAAUUAAUCUCUGACCGACAUAGUGAUGUGAAGCAAACACUGGCAAAAUCCAGUUUCCUGUGACAGCUUUAAGAGUACCGUGAUGCUUCGCAUUUGCUAAGUAAGACUAUUGGCUUAUAACACGCGUGCCUACCCGACCAAUGUAAACUCGAUUGAACAUACUAUAUGCAUCGACCCCGAUUUAUUGUUUGUUGCGGUAACUCCCAUUGAAAAUUUUCCUCCCGAUUAUUCAUUUCUGUUGUUACAGAGAACAUAUACUCUAUCGGUUAAUACAAUCUGGAACGAAAGCUUGUUAAAACAUUGCUACGUAAGGCGAUCCACCGGUGGUUUGGGUAUUCAACUACUCAUUAUUAGGUCAUGAAUUCAUAGUGAUUCUGUUUUGGGCGGUAUGUAGAUUACCGUUCAUCCAUACAAUCGCCGAAACUCACUUUCUAAUAAGUAAACUCACAUGCUAUUAAAUCUAUUACUUUCUAGACUAAUAUUCAUUUGUUUUCAACUGCAGGUUAGCUAUUCACCAGAUGCUGUUCUUUACAAUCAUCUAAAUGCACCACCAUGCAUUUGUCCACCUAUGAAAGUUUCUGAUUUAAGUGGGAUACCAACCGCUUAUACAGAUCCAUUGACAAAACUAAAUUAUGCAACUUGUUCCGAGUUUAAAAGAAUACGUUAUUUGCCUCAGCAUAUCGUUAAUGGGUACCUGGCUUUGAGAGGAAUGUCUAAUAUUUGAUAACAACAAUGCACUAUUAAUUUUUAAUUUGGACAGUAUCUAUUUUUUGUCUGUUUAUGAUAUUGUUCAUUCAAUUGCAAUAGACGCUCCAACCUCUUCC